Messenger RNA from Cariama cristata (Red-legged seriema), 1219 nucleotides. RefSeq lists its product as uncharacterized. The record is from RefSeq and is a predicted model, not a curated record. The annotation marks the transcript as partial. The transcript is spliced from 9 exons. NCBI's taxonomy places the organism in Eukaryota, Metazoa, Chordata, Aves, Cariamiformes, Cariamidae.
GAAGCCUUGAUACACUAAUGUCAAAUCCAGUCCUUGUGUGUGCAUUACGGCGGAUCAAUGCCUUCAAAGUUCUUGCAGAUACGUUGAAGAGAUUAACACAAUGCAGGGAAAAGCUCAGCAAAAGUGACAGUCUACUACAGAUGGUAAUGGCCUUGACUCCAGAGGUGACAUUCAGACAAGCCAUCCUCUUCUUCACAGAGAUGGAUUUUGUAACUGAUGCAGAACACCGCCCUGCUAUGAAAUACCUGCCACCGCCUGGCAAGAGGUCCAGGGCUGAAGCAGGAGAGAGCCAGGGGUGCCAUGCAGAAUCACUGUUUACCUACUUGCAUACAGGAGCCCAGAUUCUUUGUACAGUGCUGCUGAUCAAACCUGGUGCCUGGAGCCGUAGUCUUGCAAGGAUCCUCCGAAAACUAGACUUAGAAAAAUUCAGUGUGGUUGGAAUGAAACACAUAAACCUGGAACCAGACAUUGCCUUACAACUCCUUUCUUCUGAAGUGAAACAGGAUCCUGCUGGUUUAGAAGCUCAUUGUACCUACCUUACCUCAGGCACUGCUCUUGUGCUGUGUCUUCAGAGGCCAAAUGCUGUGAAGAAGCUGAUAGAUUUACUGGGGCCAGAGGAUCCUAAACUAGCCCAAGCACUAGAUCCAUUCCUCUGGAGGGCUCAGUAUGGCAUCAGCACAGUCCGGAAUGGAUUUUACGGCUCCAAAUCCUAUCAAAUAGCUGUCCGGGAUAUGAAGCUGUUUUUCCCAGAAGGGCUGUGCUGCGCCGAGUGUCAGACAUUAGAGGAGGAAGAGAUCUAUAACCUGAAACGUGACCCCAUAGUCAGUUUGGAAAUCAGCAAGCAGCGCAAGAUCAUAAAAUGUGAAACAGGAGGGCAACUCGAUUUAUUGGGCUCUGAGCAACCAUGCAAUCUUGAUCGGCCGUUGCUUGAUAACCUCUGCCAAACUACUUGCCUCGUAUUGCCUGGGAUAAUCCUUCGGGGUUCAGAGCGCCCACCUUAUGUCGAACUGCUUGAUCAGCUUAUUGGCAAAGAUUUCAUAGUGACUGGAGUACGUCUCACUGUCCUGGAUGCACCACAAGCUCACUGCAUCUCUGAGACACUAAGCAGGGCAAAGUGCAGUGUUGCAACAAAGCGUUCCCUCCUAAUGGAUGGUUUGUGUCUGGUGCUAGCGGCACAGCGAGACAAUGCGGUCAUUUGCUUCGACUCCCUGCUGGACAG